GGCUCCCAGCACGCACCGUGCGAGCGGGUCGGGACUACAUCUCCCAUCAGGCACUGCGCCGGAUUAGCCGCGGGGUUGGCUAGAAACCGGCGACUUCCUGUCCGCGUUGAACGCUGGGAGUUGUAGUCUUGGGGGCGGGGCGCGGCAGCAGCAGCAAGGCAGACGGGCCACGGAAGCGGGCGGCGGGCCGGGCAGGAUGGACAAGCUCAAGCGGGUUCUGAACGGGCAGGACGCGGAGGAGCAGGGCGGCCUGAGCGAGAUAGUUGAUACAACUUCAUUAAGCUGGGGCACGAGAGUGAAAGGCUUCAUCGCUUGUUUUGCCCUAGGAGUUCUGAGUUCUGUCCUGGGUACUUGCCUGCUAUGGGUGCCAAGGAAAGGACUAGUUCUCUUUGCAGUAUUUUACACUCUGGGGAAUAUUGCAUCCCUUGGAAGCACUUUUUUCCUUAUGGGACCUAUGAGACAAUUGAAAAGAAUGUUUGAGCCUACUCGUUUGAUAGCUACUAUUGUUAUGCUAUUGUGUCUUAUUCUAACAUUGUGUUCUGCUUUCUGGUGGCGCAACAAGGGGCUUGCUCUCAUCUUCUGCAUUUUGCAAUUUUUUGCCUUGGCAUGGUACAGCAUUUCUUUCAUACCGUUUGCAAGGGAUGCUGUGAAGAAAUGCUUUACUGUUUGUCUGUCAUAACAGGUAUAUGUGCUGUUUUGUGACACUCUAGGAAGUACAGUGGAAUUACGCUAACCGUUUUGUAUGUACCUUCCUACUUGUGUCUUAAAUAUAUGCCUUACAGCUUGUAGUGGGAGGCUUGUAUUAAAAUCCAGCAUAUGUGGUUACUCGUAAACAAUGAUAGUCAGGAUAAUGAAGUGGUGCUUUCUGUAACAUUUAGCCCAGCUGGACUGACAUCUAGAAUUCAGUUUUUUUUGUUUUAGAUAAAUUACACAAAUCAUGCAGAGUGAAACAAAAAUAACAUUUAAAGAGACGCUGUUAGCCUAAAAAUAAUAGAGUAGAUCCUCCACUGGUGUAAAACAGCACAGCUCGUUUGUCUUCAAUGGAAUUAUGUCAGUUUACACCAGCUGAGGAUCUGUUGCAUAGUAAGACACCAAGCCUGUACUUUCUGACCUCCUCCUAGCUUUGAAAUAACUUUUAAAGCCCUAAUGUCUCACCAUUUAGAUUUGUUUAAUUUUUUCACUGGACAAUGAAACUCUCCUGAUCCAUUCUUACUUCCUGGCUUUCUUGCAAGAGCUCAGUGCUGCAUGGUGGGGUUUAUAACCCUACCAGGGAAGGUUUCGGUCUAAAUGGGAAAACUGUUUUGGCUGAAUAUUUUUGAAAGUUUCAUUUCUUUACCCAACUACUAACGUUUGGGUUUAAACUACUGACAGUGUCUCUGUAAAAUAAUAACUCAAAAAGAGCAUUGAUCACCACGGGAAAAGUGCUAGGAAUUCAGUGCAACCAAGGUAAAUUAAUAGGCCCUUUACCUGCUACGGACCUGAUUUCUGCAACUUGCCUGCAGCAGCUAGCAGCAUCGCAGGGCAGGAAUCUGCAUUUCUCACAUCAGGUUAGGUGCCCAUCCUGUUCCCAGCUCUAGUAUGGGAGAAACCAGAACUCAGGACUUGGUAGCAAAGCAAAGGAAAAACUGAGCUUCAAUUAGUUUUCUGGGCACAGAUUCUAUCAGAGAUUCUUUCUAAAUGGUCAAUGUGUCUUACUUUAAAGUAGGAAAGCAUUUCUAUACACCCUUUAAAAUAAAAAAUCCUCUACAGAGGGUGGCAGAAUUAGUGUUCAAAAAGGAAGAGACACUAUUCUUCUGACUUACCGCUCUCAUCGGUUCAUAACAUUUCUCACUUCUCUGCACAGAGGUGAGAGAUCGUUAAAUCCCCCUGCGGUUCAAAUAUCACUCUGUGGACCAGAAGAAAUGCACAAGCAUAUGAUCUUUAAGUGUCUAUAUUCUGAGAAGAGUGAUAGUAAGCUGUACUUGCUAUUGCUAAGGAAAUGUAUGCAGGAUUAAGCUGCCAACUUUGAACAAAUUCUACCUAGUGGCUGGGAUUUUUAUGAUGCCAACAAGUUCCAAGACCACCUUAGCAUCCUCUUUCUCUGAAUCCUUAGCCAAGUUCUUGUGUGAGCUCAGUACAGAGUCAUCCAGCUCCACGUUGUAUAGUGGCUCAUUGGCAAACUUGGUGUAAGUUCAGCCCUUGGACACUCUUAUGCUGUGUGAGAUACUGCUUUACCACUUCUCCUUUUUAAUGCAUCCUUACCUUACUAGUACAAAUGCUUAUCUUUCACAUUAUGGGCUAGGACCAAGGUCUGGUAAGAUGAUGAUCAGUGAGGCUUUGUAGACGAGUGUUUGCAAAAUCUUGGUUUUUUUUGCAGGGUUCAUCCUUUGUUCUUUAAGGCCCUACCUGCCUCUCAAAGACUACCACAUCAGGGAGCCUGGCACAACUUGUACCUAGGGGCAAACGUGGUUCCAAUUUGUAGCAUAGCUAGGACCUUACCCGUGGCUCAUAACCAAACUAGGCCAGCAACAAAACAGUGCAUCAUUCGCACAGUUUCCUUCUCAGAUUCUAAUAAACUUUCUGGAUGCCAUGAGUUAUUUAAAAAAACAAAAAACAAACCUUUUUGUCCUUCAGUCGUUCUAGAUCGCUUAGUGCAUUCCAUUGGCACAGGAUCCUUUUCAAAGCCCAUCAUCCAGUUUAACAGGAUAUCUAUGGACUUCUUGUGGCUAAAGUUACUUCCUUAGAAAUCCAUUAGGAACAGAACAGACCUUAAAAAAUGCCCCAGCUAUGCUUGGAAGUAUGGGAGAGCUAUAGAGAACAGGUUCCUCCAUAAAAUAAUCUGUGUUUAUGAAUGAAAAGGAAUGGGGGAAUUAACAUUGAAAUUAAUAUGCUGAUGCCAUUAUUUUUUCCACGCUUAUUCCUUGAAAGGAAGGAGCAGUGAAGGACCCAAGAGACACUUUCCUGUUUGUACCCCCAUGGUUUUUAAAAUCCGAUUUCAUGAUACCUUAAAGCAGUAGCCUCCCUGGGCCGCCUAGGUUUUAACAAAUAGCGUUCAUCUCUCUCCUUCCCCAGGAAGAGGCUCUGCAGCCUGGGCAGAUGCCCUGAUCUGUUGUCUUACUCUGUGUUGCAGUCCUGUUGGGUGGAGACUAUGGAAUGCUCCUCUAACAACCUUGCUGCUAUCUUCUAUAUGCACACCAGCUCUCCAGGGGUCCUGGCCACAAGAUAUUACUAAACUAUUCCACUUCCACUAUUAAAGCAAUUCUGGCUUCAGCUCUAUGCUACUAAGGUCCUGAAGCCGCUGUACCACCACCUGAAGUCUAGAUCCUAGGGACUAGAGGGAUGUAGAAGUGUGACUGCUGACUUUUCGAACCACAGUAGCCUCCUGAUUUGAGCCAGAAUCUAUACACAACUGUAACCUCUGACUGUGGUCUCUAGUUACUGGGCAGUGUGUUGCUGAGCAGGCAGCCUCUCAGGGUUGAAGCAGACUCCCUUAGGCACUGAGAGACGCAGCAGCAGACACUCAUUAAAUAUCCAUCAGGGGGUGGAAAGUGUAAUAUUCUAGGCUCUGUUCAGUUCUUGAAGCUGCUGCUUGACUGGUCGUUUUGUAACUCUGUUAGAAUACCAAGUUCCCCCCCUUUGGAGGUGAUGAAAUCCCACUUUUCACAUGAUUUGCAGACAGGUGGACACCAGUCAUUGUCCAGCAAUUGAGUUUUCUCUGGGGAGAUGAUUCUCAUUUGCUUUCAGGCUGCAACAAAGCCUAACACACAUACAAAGCCUUGUCCAUCUCUCACAAACGCAUCACAUUUUGGUUUGGGCAGUUUGGCUUCCUUUAGUGGCUUUGUUAUUUCAGCUGCUUCUGAGCUCUGAUUUCCAGGGAGCUGCCUUUUUUAAUAUGGCUCUCUGGUUUAUUAUGCCUCCUUAAGGCUGCGUGAUAUAGUGGUUAAAGCAGAAAGCUGGGAGGUUUGUUUUUUUUCCUGGCUAGGUCAAGUCACUUAACCUGUGUGCCUCAGUGUAACUGGGAACUGAGCCGCCUCCCAGUAUAUAUCCUGCUGAAGGAUCCUAUCCAGGUUUUUUGUAAGAGUCUUUGCAAUGUUUACAAAAUGCCUCUGUAAGAGGCAAUUAGAAAAUCUAUCCCUUAAUGCCUUGCUCAAGCCCAAGUUUAUAUUAGCACUAGUGUCUCUGUGGGAAUUCUCAGAAAGCUCUAUGUAAGUAGCAUAUGCUUCCUUUCCCCCCAAAAGUGCUGUUAACCAAGUCCAUCAUUGUAGGAGCAUAAGCAAUUAAAUCCUGCCAUGCUGGAUUGCUUGUUCCUGUACUUCAGAUCACUCACUUCUUGACUGUCGCUGCCUUCAUAAAGGGCUAGCACUUGCACUGGAAUGUUGCACCAGAGCACACAGCUUUCUAACCCAAUCAGGAGCACCAGAAUCAAACCUCAGUUUUAUACACUGGAUAGAACUUUUGUGUCUGCAUAUUAGCUACUUAGAACCUUCCUGCUAACUUUUUUGGCAGAAUGGUUAAUUUUAUAAAUAGGGAAUUUAGGGUUUGGAGCUGUACAGUAAUUUGUUGCCAGCACACAGAUUGUCUGGGUGUCUUAAAUUUCAGAUCCACAAGCUAAUUAUGUUAAAUGGCGAGUUUCAGCCCUACAGCUCUCAAGUCAAUAAGUUUAGUAAACUGUAUUUCAUGUAGGGUUGUUGAAUGUCCUUAAUGGAGGGAGGUGCGGGAGGGGGACUCAGAACUUUGAAAGAAAGGGGAGGGCAGAGGGAAUGGAGGCAUAAUUACUACUUUAGUGACAAUAGUGUUCAUAUUAUCCUCUGGCAUUGCAAAAAUUUUCUAUGAAUGAAUCAUACUCUUGUGGUUGAGGGGCUAACUGAGUAGGAAAGACUCCACCCAGACUGUCUCCAAUAUGAGAAACACUCAGGUUUGUGGGUUCAUCUCCAAAUGGCUUUGCCUAAUAAAAGCACUUCAUUCUACUGAAACAAAGGCUUGUGACUUCUACUUGCUUGUUAACACCUCUGUUCAGAUUGCUGCUGUGUUUGAUUGCAACUGAACACUUGCCUUGUUACUGAAAUAUGUUGCAUUCCCAUAUUUGUGCCUGUAAUUCACCUGUCCUCUUUGUAUGCCUACCUAUUACAGUAGUCACUGUAUUCUACCUGCCUUGCAUACACACCUCAUCCACUAUGGUAUCAAACAACAUAAUAGUGUAGUUAAUGUGGAAAUAAUGAAACUGGACAGUAGAAUACAUUCCAUGUGAACUCAUUUGCACUGAAAAGGCAGUUAUUUUUGUUGUGAAACAAGCUUCCUUGUGUGUUCUGUUUUGAUGGGUGGUUAUUUAUUGAUGGGUGGGUAGGUAGGUGUCUUAAAGCCACCAGAUUCCUGUAUACAAUUCCCCCCAUUCAGCACCUUUCUGCUGAGUGUGUAGUACAUCAAGAACACAUAAAAAAUAGUCUUUCAUUAAAAAAAAAAAUUGUGUUGGAUCUCAAAGCUUCUUCCCCUUGCCAAGCUCCUUCCUAAUUUUACAGAGCACGCAACCACAAUGGCUGAGAUUUUCAAAGACGCUUAAGGGACAUGGGUAGCAAACUCAGUGGGAUUUGAGCAUCUAGCUCCCUUAAGCAGGCUUGAAAGUCUCAGACCAGCUUGUCUUUCAUAUGCUGAAGCUGCAGUACAUGUUAAUGCAAUGCUACUUUAACCAAAAAAGGCCUUAAAAUGCAAUUCUAGCCUGGAAAAUUUCUUUCUUUUUUUUUUUUUUAAAAAAAGAAACAAAAAAAAUGCCUGACUUGUCAGAUUCAGUAGGAACAGAAAUUAGAAAAACCUUUUCACCUGGAAAGAAAGCACAUUAGUUCUAGAGUGUCUGGGGCACAUUAAAUAGGAAAGCCUGUAUGCAAUUUUUAAUCACUCUUCUGAGUGGAGCCUGACUUUAAUGACACAUAAUGAAGUGCACUUUGAAUACUGACACUGCCUGAGGCUUUUUUAGUGAUAACAGCAUUUUAGAAAAAGAAACAAAAUAUCUAGUCUUGUUAGUAAUUUCAUUAUUAUUGAAUAUUUAAAGACAAGUUGGAUGGGCAAUCUUGAAACCCAAGGAUGUGUGUUUUGUACUCUGUACCAGGUCUUAGAUACAGAAAAUAUCUUGUGAAAAUUACUUUUCAAAUUUCACAUGAUGUCGGUAUGGAUAUUUCUGGAGAAUACAGCAAAGCUACCAGAAUUCUGUGCUGCAUCCUGGGGCAGGUUUCAUUCAGGGAAUUGAAGCUCUGUGCCAAAUUUGUGUAAAUUGGGAGCAGAUUGCGUCUAUUUUAUCUUUAAUGCAGAUGUAUGACCCACUGUUCCCAGCAUGCAGUUUACCAUGGUCCACAUUUUUCUAUUAAAAAUGGUGGCCAUAAACUGCAUUGUAGAACUCGGGGGUUGGGGGGGAAAUGCAUUUGGCCAGCCUUCGUGUACCAAGAGAUGACACUUUCUUGUAUGUGAUUGCAGUCUGUCAUUUUAACUAGUUUAAUUUCUAAACAUAGUUUGCAGUCAGUUCAGUUGCCUUAUUUUCAUGUUAAUACCUCCUUUUCAAGAUCAACACCGUUGGUAUCUGUAAUAUGCUUGUUAUAGGUUCUAAAAACUAUUCAGUAAAAAAACCAUGUUUUUGUCCUAAAUGCAAAUGUGUACAUGUUAAGGCCAUAGUAAAUCUUAACCAGAUUGUGAAGGGAAGCAUAGCCGCCAAAUAUGAGGGUAUUCCAUUUUUAAAAUCUCGUGCUGAGCUUUGAAAUGUAAAUGUGAUUUUUUUUUAAAAAUAGCUUUAUCAACUGAGGGAGUUUUGUAAAACAAACAAACAUUUUGUGAAAUUCUCCACUACAAUAACUGUUUUGUAUUAUAAGCUGCUUCUGGACCUUUUAUAUAUAUCCUGGUUGCUUUGUCUGACUUCGUAAUUGUUCGGUAAACGUUUUUUAACUUAUUGCAAAAAAAAUUUCUGUAAUGAAGCUAAAUCCUAAGACAUGUGAACAUCAUUGUUUUUCAAUAAAGUUGACACUGCAGUAAAUGA
Molecule: messenger RNA, 6994 nt
Organism: Mauremys reevesii (Reeves's turtle)
Lineage: Eukaryota; Metazoa; Chordata; Testudines; Geoemydidae
Gene: SFT2D2
Product: SFT2 domain containing 2
Exons: 8
Coding region: 197-679 (160 amino acids)
Biological process (GO): vesicle-mediated transport
Cellular component (GO): membrane
Source: RefSeq, a predicted model, not a curated record